AUGGCGGCCGCUCAGGUGAUUUCCAACUCGGGGCACGAGGACAUGAUUCAUGAUGCCGGUUUAGACUACUAUGGUCGCAGGCUAGCUACCUGCUCUUCCGAUAAAACGAUUAAGAUCUUCGAGAUUGAGGGGGAAUCGCACCGCUUGGUGGAGACCCUGAAGGGCCAUGAAGGUGCAGUGUGGUGUGUCGCAUGGGCUCACCCCAAGUUCGGCACCAUCCUCGCUUCUUCCUCCUACGACGGCAAGGUCUUGAUCUGGCGAGAACAACCCCAGAAUGCCACCUCCCCCGUCGGUGGCAGCACAUGGACCAAGGUCUUCGACUUCUCCCUCCACACCGCUUCCGUCAACAUGGUAUCGUGGGCCCCUCAUGAGAGCGGUUGUCUCCUUGCUUGCGCCUCUUCCGAUGGCCAUGUCAGUGUGCUCGAGUUCCGUGACAAUAACUGGACCCACCAGACCUUCCAUGCUCAUGGAAUGGGCGUGAACUCGAUCAGCUGGGCCCCCGCUGCUUUUGCGGGUAGCCUGAUCAGCUCCAACCCCGGCCCCGGCCAGCAGAGACGUUUCGUGACAGGUGGAAGUGACAACUUGGUCAAGAUCUGGGACUACAACUCUGAGUCCAAGACCUAUAACCUCACUCAAACCCUGGAGGGCCACUCCGACUGGGUUCGCGAUGUCGCUUGGUCCCCUAGCAUCCUGUCCAAGUCUUACAUCGCCUCAGCUUCGCAAGACAAGACCGUCCGCAUCUGGACUUCCGACGCAUCUAACCCGGGCCAGUGGGCGAGCCAAACACUCGAGUUCGACACCGUCCUCUGGCGCGUGAGCUGGAGUCUGAGCGGUAACAUUCUCGCCGUCAGCGGUGGUGACAACAAGGUCAGCUUGUGGAAGGAGAACCUCAAGGGCCAGUGGGAGAAGGUGAAGGACAUUGAGGAGUAA
Penicillium waksmanii is the source of this 930-nucleotide messenger RNA. It is a transcript of the gene sec13, whose product is annotated as GTPase-activating protein SEC13. The record is from RefSeq and is a predicted model, not a curated record. Gene Ontology annotation, cellular component: nuclear pore outer ring; COPII vesicle coat. Bases 1 to 930 code for a protein of 309 amino acids. Gene Ontology annotation, molecular function: protein binding; structural molecule activity. NCBI's taxonomy places the organism in Eukaryota, Fungi, Ascomycota, Eurotiomycetes, Eurotiales, Aspergillaceae. Gene Ontology annotation, biological process: positive regulation of TOR signaling; protein import into nucleus; COPII-coated vesicle budding. The transcript has 6 exons.